This is a messenger RNA of Xiphophorus maculatus (southern platyfish), 1076 nucleotides long. RefSeq lists its product as uncharacterized. Lineage: Eukaryota; Metazoa; Chordata; Actinopteri; Cyprinodontiformes; Poeciliidae. The record is from RefSeq and is a predicted model, not a curated record. The coding region runs from base 147 to 920 and encodes 257 amino acids. The transcript is spliced from 3 exons.
GCUCUGAAAACUCUGACACAGAUGAAAUUCCUCAGGAACAGAGAGCUGCAAUUCAGGACACCUAUGGGUGUAUCAACUGGAAUGUAAAAUUCCUUCCUCUUGGAGAAACUGCUGAAAGUCAGCAACAGAAGAAGGACAAGCUCAAGAUGAUGUCUCUGCAGAAGGAGGCCAAUCCUGAGGAGAUGAAACAAUUACUGAGGACAACUUUCUACUCACAGCGCAAAGAUAUUAACCAGGGGAAAAGCAUUCAAGAUGUCUUGGAAGCCUGGCCUGUUUUAUUUCAUGACAUUGGGAUGGCUGUACACUACAAGGAACUUACUGGACUUGGAUUGAAGGAAACCUUCAUGAGGAACAUGGAUAUGAAGGGAAAAAGACUGCUGAACUACAUGAACACUGUUUGUGUGAACAAAAACAAAAGGUUUUUCCAGGCUCAGACAAAGUUGAAGAUGUUAAGGGGAGAACUGGACGGUUACUCUGAAGAUGUUAAAGAGCUGAUGCUCCUACUUCUCUGCUACUUCAAUGAAAAUGAAGAAGCAAUGUUCUUCUGUGUGGAGGACACAUGCCUAGCUGAAGAAGUACAGAUGGAGAAUGUCUCCUUGACUCCCACUAUCAUUGUGUGUGGUCAAUCCUGCUUCCAUGCUAAACGAUUCAUGCUGAGUGUGGAUCAACAGAUUGGAAACAACAACAUCUCCUGUUUUAUUUCUGCCCUCUGCAUGAUGUUUGGGAGCUAUUAUUGUUUUAACAUACAUUAUCCAUCGGGGCUGGCGUCUACACUGGAGUUUCUGCAGAGGUGUUUCUUCUCAAUCAACCCAGACAAGGGCAGUAAGGUGGAAGAAACCCGUAAACCCAGACUGCGUGUGAACCCCCGUGUACUCACCUUGAUCCAGGAACUUUCGGAUCAUGAGUGGCGUGAUGUUUGAGAAAGGACUAAAGUCAGUGAGUUAUCAAGACAGUGUUUAAUCUUAACAGAGCUGAAUAGAUUUGUAAAUGUAUGUUGCAUCUCACACCGUGUCUGCUGAAGUUAAAAAAGUUGAAAAGACAUAUUUAUAUUUGUUCAGUGGCUGAAUUUUGCUCAA